AUGUCCCGACCCGAGCAUUCACGGACUUACUCAACGAACUUGGUGAGCAGUGGCUCGGGUUCGCGUGCGUUGGAAGGACGUAUUGGCAUUGUCACCGGAGCAAGUAGAGGUAUUGGUGCUGCCAUUGCGCGCAAUCUCGCCAGCAAAGGCUUGAACGUCGUCUUGAACUAUACAUCAGACUCUUCCGAGAAGAUCACCCAAGACCUCGCCGAGGAGCUUCAAACCCAGCAUGGCGUCAAGGCUGUCAUUGUCCAGGCGAACAUGGGCGAUGAGAACGGACCCAAGCACAUUGUUGAGGUAGCGAAGAACAACCUUUCGCAUCAGAAAACCGGCAAGUUCCAGAUCGAUGUGAUUAUCAACAACGCUGGUGUUGCGGGCAACAACAGGAUUGAGACGAUAAACUGCGAGGAUUUCGCGCGGCAGUACAACAUCAACGUCCGUGGACCUCUGCUAUUACUGCAGGCCGCUUUGCCAUACUUGCCCAACGAUCGGUCCGGUCGCAUCGUGAACCUUUCCUCUGUCAGUUCUUCGCUUGGAUAUAUCAGCCAGAGCGUCUAUGGCGGCACGAAAGCCGCCCUGGAGGCCAUGACAAGGACAUGGUCCAGAGAGCUGGCUGAGCGUGCAACGGUCAACUCAGUCAACCCCGGACCAGUCGCUACGGACAUGUACGGUACGAACGACGAGUCUUUCAUCAACUUCAACCGGCCGUUCCUGCAAAGCACGCCCUUGGCCACGCCUAGAAAGGAAUUCGAGGCGGAUAAGACGGAGUACUACGAGUCUGUGGGCGGACGACCGGCUUACAGCGAAGAAGUAGCGGGCGUUCACUGGGCUCUCGCCAGUCUCUUCCCCAGCACCGUGUCCACGUCGAGCUUUGUGCUACCCUGUCCCGCGGCCCUCACCACCGUGCGUGUUCGAUGGAGGAAAGAAGAAGAGCUACGGACUGAAGGUCCCCACGAUCGCGAACGAGAACUCACCACCACUAUGGACCCUUCAACCCCACCGGUGCCGACCGUGCUGCCCCGCCCACCAUUCGCAUCGUGGCGUACAAGUCUGCUGUGGGCCGCGUUCUUCCUUGCGGGUACUGACGCUCAAGUAUACAACCCAACAAGACUGCUUCUCAAUGGCUCUCGGGUCUACAUCUUCCAGCCCUCGUCUAGCUCGUCUUCGCAGUUUGAACUCGGCACUAUCGAUAUAUCAUCUCGCAUCGAAUCGUCCGACCCCUCAGUCACCACACUCUACUCUACGUUGCCCUUCCUCGAUUCGGAUAAACAGCGACCGUUCAACCCAAUACUAGACGAUGGAGGGAACAUCACAGUGUACACGGGUGACUGUACGUCUGGAGCAAGAGGAGGUGAGGUAUGGACCUUUGUGCCAGAAGUGUCCGAGCAAGGUGGAAAUGGCAGCUGGAGGCACGAAAACAUCACAUUCGCGCGAGAUGGCAAGCACGUUGCUGACAUAGGGCCAAACUAUCUCAGCGCGGGCAUGUCCUUCUCAGCCAUUGUUGAGGCCGAUGCCUUGAGCACGCAAGCCUACUUUUUUGGUGGAAUGUGCCCGUCGCAAGGGGGUAACAACGUUGACUGGCAGGCGAAGGCGAACUAUUCCAACUACAUGGUCACCCUAAAUCCAUCAAAAGACACCGCAGAAUCGCUGGAAUAUCAGUUAGGCACAUCUAACAGCCGAGGUCCACCAAUUGCAGAAGCUGGCUUCACACUAACCGGCUUGUCGCCAAGUUAUUCCAAUCGCAGCGACGGUACCCAGACACAGCAGCAGAACUUCGUCUUAGUGGGAGGCCAUACCAGCGCUGCCUUCAUCAACACUUCGCAGGUUGCACUGUUCUCAUUGCCUCAGCAAGGAUGGACCUUCGUUCCCGUAAAUCAACCAGACACAACACAAACAGACCUUGCGAUUCGGGCAGACGUUUCGGCGGUUGAGUCUCGCUCCGGACAUAGUGCUGUCCUGAGUGAUGAUGGUCAACGCGUUAUCGUGUUCGGUGGCUGGAUCGGUGACACCAACACGCCUGCAAGUCCCCAACUGGCAGUGUUAAAUGUCGGGGAUGGGUACGGUGGGCAAGGUGGUUGGGAAUGGACCGUGCCGUCAACAUCUGGCUCAGGCCUACCUCCAUCGGCGGGUAUCUAUGGCCACGGUGCCGCUAUGCUGCCGGGUGGGGUUAUGAUGGUGAUGGGCGGCCACUCUAUAUCGGCGUCGAGUUCCCGCAGGCGAAGAGCAUCCACGAGUGACGGUCAACGGCCGAUGUUCCUUAACAUUUCCUCAUAUACCUGGACAACCAAUUACUCCCCUCCACCCGAGACCCGGAUCGAACAGCCAGCUAAGAGCGGACCUCUUGCCACUACCGGCCAAAAAGCAGGGCUCGGUGCAGGCUUAGGAAUUGGGAUGGCCGCUGUGCUCAGCCUGAUGGCUUUUUACAUUUUCUAUACGCGCAAGCUACGGAGGCAGCGCGAGUUCCGGGAGAGUCAACUGCAUGAGCUUGCAAUGGGUGCGCACCGGUAUACUCUAUCACCAGGCUUUGAUGGUCGCGGUGGCCAGGGUGAAUACUUCCAAACCGCGGAUGACUCCCAUUUCUACCCAUCUGCAACAUCUCAAGGUGCAUCGAGCUGGGGACGAACCAAGGCCCACGACGCUGAGCGAACAGGACUACUGGUAGAGAUCCCCAGCCCGACACGUGGGUUGCGUCGUGGUUUGAGUGGGAAAGCUACCCACGGUGGGGCCCGAUACGAUGAUAGGAGAGUUCGAGGAUCAGGCCAUAUUCAUCCUAUCGAUGAGGAAGAGGAGCAGGAGCACGAUGCAGCCAACGAUAAAACACCGUUAACUUCGCAACCAGAGAUGAGGGAGCGAGGACUAGAUCAAGGUCACUCCAUCUUCGACAAUGCGCCCAGCUUGGAUCCUUUUGUGCAGCAACACCGUUUGCACAGGGAUGAUGGCGCCUUCCAUUCUGCGCCUGAUUCUCCUGUACGAGAUGAACGCGAUGACCAUCACAAUGACCACCACAGCUGGCAAGCAGUCGCCGGGCCUCAUCUACCUGGACGUUCCAGCCCCACUAAUCACGGCCGUGUAUCACCGUCGAAGUCGUCAGAGCGCACCGGGUCGAACUUAAGCGAGCGAAGUACCUAUUCCAACCUGUCAUCGCAUUCACAUAGCGGAAGCAUGGGCAGGAGUGCCUCUGUGCGCUCCGCAGCUAUUCUCAACCAUGCUGCCAAUGCCAACCCGUUCAAAACACCAGACGCCAGCCCGACAUUGGAACGCGGUACAAACAUCUGGCAAACCGCAGCGGACCCUCGCACGCGGUCUUUUACCAGUAUACGAAGCAACGCACGUUCCACGACAGCCAGGGAAGAUGCAGACUCAUUCACAACUGCGCGGUCCUCCUUCAUGGUUCUUCAAGCGGAGGGUGAGGCUCUCCUGGGUGGAAAUCCCGAGCGCACCAGGCCAAACACCUCAUCGACAUCCAACGGCUCGAACAGCCAGUCAAAUCCCACAGAGAGCAGCAUGAGCCGCGGCAACACAAUCACCGCCGCGACCUCAACAACAGAAGGCUUCACCCGCCGCCGACGUAAGAGCUGGCUCGGCAGCGUCCGCCGCGCCCUCGCGCGCUCCACCUCCACCGCCGACCGAACCCGUUCCAUGACCGCUGCAACGAUGCACUUCGAAUCCUACACCGACAGUCCCUCCCCCGAACCCAUCGAGCCCCGGCCCACCGUCGAAAACCGCAAAUCCAUGCCCGCAUCAAGCACGCUCCCCCGCCGCGCCGCCUCCGACGCCUCCUUCUGGCGCUCCAAGCGCGGCCGCCAGGACUGGCUCGAAGACGAAAUCGCACAGAACCCAAACGACCCGCGCGCAAAGUGGAAGCGGCAUCCCGGCGACGACUGGGGCACGCCCGAGGAUGUCGAGCUCGCAGAGCGCGAGCGGCUACGAAGAGAGUGGCGCGAGCGAGGGAACUUGCUCAUCAAUCUUACCGACGAGGAAAGGCUGCCUACGCCUACGACGCCGAUUGGGCCCGGGCAGCUGGGCGUGGAGGGCGGGCGCGAGAGGCCGAGCACUCCGGCGGAUGAGGACGAGUGGGAUGUGGAGGCAGCGGUGGAGAGGCGGGUCGUGCAGGUCAUGUUCACCGUGCCGAAGUCGAAAUUGCGCGUUGUCAACGCCGACAUUGCUGAGACGUCUUCGCUGCUUUCUCUCCCGAGGGAAAACUCGAAGGAAAGCAUACGCGACGUGCUGAGGGAUGAUGGCGAGGGGAGGGAAAAGGAAAGGGGGGCCGGGAGCCCGAGCAGGGUGCGCGAUCUCGCUGGCCGCUUCGAGCAGUUGAGUUCGCCGCCGCGGACGAGCCCGAGGCCGAGCCCGGCGGCGAGCAUCAAGAGUGUGAAGCUGCGUGGGAGGGGGAGCGUGGCAUCGUUGGAUCAGGCGAGGAGUAGCAGUGGAGGGGGAAAGGGGAAGGGGAAGGACAGGGCGGUGGAAUAG
Molecule: messenger RNA, 4470 nt
Organism: Paraphaeosphaeria sporulosa
Lineage: Eukaryota; Fungi; Ascomycota; Dothideomycetes; Pleosporales; Didymosphaeriaceae
Exons: 3
Coding region: 1-4470 (1489 amino acids)
Molecular function (GO): oxidoreductase activity, acting on the CH-OH group of donors, NAD or NADP as acceptor; protein binding
Source: RefSeq, a predicted model, not a curated record